AUCCAACUUCUUUGUAAAUCUGGCAGCUUCUUAUUGGACACCAGAACGAUAGCAGAAACACGUGCUUCAAUUAAUUUCAUAAUAAAAUGUGUUAAUUUGCCAUUCCAGCACAAAUAUUGGAGCGGAAAACCACAAGAUGUUGAAAUUAACUGCUUGAGCAGCUAGAAAGUGGCAAAGUGAGAUGGCAGCCAAUGGAUCAAGCUGUGAGCAGCCUCAAAAACGAGUAGGACCCAAAGAUAAACAGAACGGCAAGUCUACAGACCUGUCAUUGAGAGAAAGGCGACUGAAAGACAAAGAGGAGCGUCUUUCUCUGGUGUUGUGGAGGAGGCCGGUUGUCACUCUACAUUAUUUUCUUCUGGAGACCCUCAUAAAGCUAAAGGAAUGUACAUUACAGCUUUGGCAACGGAGAGGCACAGUGUUUAUAUUCUUGUUGUUGUGCUUUCUAUUCUCUAUCACGUACUCCACUGAUGGAUCACACCAAACGUAUGUUCAAUACAUGGAGAAGAAGUUCCUGUGGUGUGCCUACUGGGUAGGCCUUGGGAUCCUGUCCUCAGUGGGACUGGGGACUGGUCUGCACACCUUCCUUCUGUAUCUGGGUCCUCACAUAGCUUCAGUCACUCUGGCGGCUUAUGAAUGUGGGUCCACAGACUUCCCAGAGCCUCCAUACCCAGACCAGAUCAUCUGUCCCGAAGAUGGCGGGGUGGAGGCCAGCAUCUCGAUCUUCUCUAUCAUGUCCAAGGUCCGCCUGGAGGCCUGCAUGUGGGGUGCAGGGACUGCCAUUGGAGAGCUGCCUCCGUAUUUUAUGGCCAGAGCGGCUCGGCAGUCAGGAACUGAUCCAGAUGAUGAAGAUUAUGAGGAAUUCGAGGAGAUGCUCGAGCAAGCAGAAGGUGCACAGGAUUUUGUUACAAGAGCAAAACUGGGAGUUCAGCACAUGGUGCAAAAAGUGGGAUUCUUUGGGAUCUUGGCGUGUGCCUCCAUUCCCAAUCCUCUCUUUGAUUUGGCUGGAAUAACCUGUGGGCAUUUCCUGGUUCCCUUCUGGACAUUCUUUGGAGCAACUCUGAUCGGGAAAGCCGUCAUCAAGAUGCAUAUACAGAAACUGUUUGUGAUCAUCACCUUCAGCAAGCACAUAGUGGAGCAAAUGGUGUCACUCAUGGGGUCUAUACCUAAAAUUGGACCAUCACUCCAGAAGCCCUUCAGUCAGUACCUGGAAGCCCAGAAGAACAAGCUGCACCAUGCUGGAAAAAGUGGACCAGCGGAUGAGAACUGGCUGUCGUGGGUGUUUGAGAAGGUAGUGCUGGCCAUGGUUUGCUACUUUGUCAUCUCUAUCAUCAACUCCAUGGCUCAGAGCUAUGCCAAGCGAUUGCAGCAGCUGAGGCACUCGGAAGAGAAGAGCAAGUGAUGGCGAAGCAAAGCGCCAUAUGCAUCCAAGUGACUGUGUUUCUGCAGCUGCUGCUCACAACUUACCAACAAACCUCACCAUCGUCAUUUCUCAGAGAGGCUGAAAGCGUUAAAAAUGAAAAAGGAAAAAACAAGCAGGCAUUUUUUGCCUGUGUGUGUCUGCGCAUGUGCUAUUAAGAAUGUAUGUGCUGUGUUAUUUCUGUCUUCAAGUUUUAUAGUUCCUUUCAUCUCACUCUGCGUGUGCGCAGCGUGACUGACUUCUGCUAACGGUCUUAACAUGUUACUUUGAUGUUAAAUUAAUCCAUUCAUUAACCUCAGAAGUAAAGCGGUGAUUUGAUGGUAGCUGCUGUGCUGAGGGCAGCGCCCAUCAGAUGCUUUGCCUUAUGCAAGUUGGGAAUGCCUGAAUUCCCUUCAAUAGAGCUCUUGAUUUAUGGGCUUGAUUUUUAUUUAAUCAUGUGUCUAUUAGGUAUGGAUGGGAGUUGAUUUCAUUUUGCAAUGUGCUGCCAAGAUAACUGCAAAUGGAUGAUGUUUCUUUUCAAGGUCUUCAUGUCUUUCUCCUGGUAAAUAGGACAUUUGUUGUCUUUUCAUCUCCAGUACUGUCAGUUUCAAGUGAUUUGGAAGGGGGGUAAAAAAAAAAAAAAAGCAAUAUCAACUGGGGUAUUAAUGGUUUACACAUUGUGUAAAUAUGUUUCUCUUUUUUGACUGUAUGAUCAGAUGUAUUUCUAUUCCAGUUGUUGCUGUGAACAAGAACCAAAAUACAAAAAAAAGAGAAGGCGGUAACAUCUCCAUUGUAAUUUAAGCAAAUGGUCCUGUUUUUAUUCUGUACAUUUAGGUCAGAUCAUAUAUAAAACGUGGAAAUAAUGACA
This is a messenger RNA of Girardinichthys multiradiatus, 2264 nucleotides long. It is a transcript of the gene vmp1, whose product is annotated as vacuole membrane protein 1. The transcript is spliced from 12 exons. Bases 182 to 1399 code for a protein of 405 amino acids. Lineage: Eukaryota; Metazoa; Chordata; Actinopteri; Cyprinodontiformes; Goodeidae. The record is from RefSeq and is a predicted model, not a curated record.